Molecule: messenger RNA, 1737 nt
Organism: Nyctereutes procyonoides (raccoon dog)
Lineage: Eukaryota; Metazoa; Chordata; Mammalia; Carnivora; Canidae
Product: basic proline-rich protein-like
Exons: 6
Coding region: 1-1737 (578 amino acids)
Source: RefSeq, a predicted model, not a curated record
AUGGUGGGCCGCGGGGCCCCGGCCUGGGCGCGCCCGGCCCCCACGCGCGGCGGGACGAGGCCCUGCGGCGGCGCCGCUCAGCCCGCGGGCAUGGCGCGCCGGGGCCGGUCCAGCCGCUCCGGGGGCGCCACCGCUGCGGGCCGGCGAGCUCGGAACCUGCGGAGACCAGAGGGCACAGUGAGGGCGCGCCGCGGGCCAGACCCCGGCCCCCCGCCCCCCCCCCGGCCCCCCCCGGCCCGCGCCGGGCUCCCGGCCCUCGGCCGCACGCACGCGCCCAAGCGCGCAGGGGGCGGGGGGCGGGGCGGGCAGGGGGGGGGGCUGGGAGCCGGACGGGGCCUCCAGGGGGCGCUGCGGCCCCACCCGAGAUCCAGACCCGCUUCCCGCCGCCGCCAGGAAGGAAAUGGGGCGGAAGUGGUUUCUGCCCGCCGCGCGCGUCCGCGGCCCCCGUGGUGCGUCCCCGCCGGGCCCUGCGGCGUCCUUGCCCCCACCCCGCGCGCCUUGCCGUGCGCGCCCCGGCCCACGACCCAGGAGCAUCCUCUCCCGGCUGCCUCCCAGCGCCCGCCCCCUGCACCUGCACCUGCUGCCCCCGCCUCGGCCACCCCGUCCCGUCGCCCGCGGAGGCUCGCGUCCCUCCAGGAGCCCUCCGCAGCCCCACACCGCCUGCUCGCCUGCCGCUGCCUCGCCGGCUCCCUGGGGGCCCCUCCGGAGGUCGCCCUCCGCCGCCAGCCCCCGCCCCCGCCCCACGGGCCGCCUGCCCCUCUCGCGGCCGGGGCGCGGCUGUCAGCUCCCCGCUCAUCUGAUCGCCCCGCAGCGGACUGGGGCCCACGGCGCCCCGCGCCCUCGCCCGGAGCCCGCCGAGCCCCCGCACCCCGCCUCUGCCUGCCAGCACCCCUGGCCCCGGGCUGUUUACUGUCCUGUCUAGACAAGGACAUAAAAUUUCAUGUCACCCGUGACUGUGAAGCCCAGGCUCAGCCUUCCCCUGCUGACACCAGCGUCCCCAAGGCUGGGGCAGCGGCCACACUCGGGCCCCCCACCGAGUUCGCGCGCCUGGCGGGUGCUGGAGGGGCUGCCCCUCCGCCCUGCACGGGACCAGGGGCUCCCGAGGCCCACCCUCACCCCAGCCCGUGCUGCCCCACGAGCCUCCCCGGCCUGUCCCUGGGGAACCUGGCCCCCGGCCCUGGGUCCUGGGCCGGCCUGGACCCCGCGUGCCCCUGCCCGCGCCCCCCCUCGCCACCUCCUCAGUGCCCAGUGGUGGGGGGCGGGCAGGAAGCGGCCGCCAGCCCCGGCCAGACCCAGGCUGCUCCCGACAGGCUGCGGCUCAGCGCCUCGGCCCGCACCCCGCGGAGCGUGGCCCCGGGCCUCCGACCCGCCCAGGCCGCCACCACGGUGACCCCACGCGCCCUCCACGGGCAGCCUGAGGACCCCGCUCCCUGCCGCCGAGCCCCGGCUGAGCGCUGGCCCCCUGCAAGCGGCCGCUCCCCGGGCCGCCAGCAGGAUGGCGAGCCCGACCCCACGCACCUCACGCCAGGCCAGGCUUCCAUCCAGCUGCCACCUCCACUCUGGGGCCUGGCUACCUGCCCUAGCCGCAGCCCCUCCCCUCUGGCUGUCACUCGGACGGACUGUGGGAGCCUCACGCUGCCUGGAUCCCCUCCGGACACAGAGCAACUUCACACUUCUGGCAGCUGCUCCAUGAACUGUGUGCUGGUCCUCAAGCUCUUGGAGGGGGACGGCAGCUAG